GCAACCAUUCAUCUGGCCUAAAUCCAAACAGUGCGCGCAGUGAUAACCACAAUGACAAAAGACAAGCUCGCGGCUCUCCAGGCCGCCCAGGACGACUCCGAGCCCGAGGACGUCUACGACCUGCCCGACAAUGACCCGAUGGAGGCCUUCUUCGGCGAGAUCCAGGCCAUCCGCGAGAUGCUCAGCCGCAUCGAGGAGUGCGUCAAGGAGGUGAAGGAGCUGCACAGCACCCUGCUGACGGCGCCCCAGAGCGACGCCAAGGACAAGCAGCGCCUGGAGGACCUCCAGGCCGAGAUCAAGCAGAAUGCCAAUCGGGCGCGAAGCAAGCUCAAGCAGAUCGAGCCCGAGGACGAAGUGGACACCUCCUCGGCGGAGACGCGGAUGCGGAUGACGCAGCACAUGACGCUGUCGAAGAAGAUGGUGGAGAUCAUGACGGAGUACAAUAGGGCGCAGGUGGAUUACAGCGACCGCUGUAAGGCCCGGCUGAAGCGCCAGCUGGAAAUCGCCGGCAAGCAGACGACCACCGAAGAGAUCGACGAGAUGCUGGAAAAGGGGGAAGUUUCCGUCUUCACCAACGACAUCAUGACGGACACCCGACAAGCCAAGCAGCAACUAGCCGACAUCGAAGCCAGACACGCCGACCUGAUAAAGCUCGAGAAGUCCAUCAAGGAGUUGCACGACAUGUUCCUGGACAUGGCCGUGCUGGUGGAAGGCCAGGGAGAACUGAUGGAUCGAAUCGAGUAUCAAGUCGGAUUGACACGGGAUCGCGUCGACGACGCCACCAGGGACCUGAAGCAAGCCUCAGAGUAUCAAGCGAAGGCUCGAAAGAAGAAGAUCAUGAUUAUAUUGUGCCUUACGAUAACUGGUAUUAUUGUGAUCAGUAUUAUAGCAGCAAAGUUCUCUUAAACUGCCGAAGUGACAAAAUGAGUGGUGAGGUCGAGAUGUUGGUUUUGAGGGUGAUGGAAGGGGGUUGGGGGCGGACGGGGAGGAGCUGCAGCGAACUGCUUGACGUGUUCAGGGUCGUAGCACCAGAGGGUCCGCUGUGGGUUCUCCCUGUUGUACUCGGUUGCUUUAUUGUCGGCGAAAUGGCUCGGGGGUGGGUCAAGGGACGAACGAAUCAGCGCGUUACGAACACCAUACAAGUUUCAAUUCCGUCGAACAAAUCACUUGGCUAAAGCUUAUGAGAGAGGUUCGGGAUCUUACGGUUUCCGGGCGGGAUCAUCGACGAAAAACUAGAGCUCGUUUCCAUCAUUCUGGACUACAUCUUCAGUCACUUGAGGUUACGACGUCGAAUCAAACGAAAGCACGUCGAGAAGACAUCUUCCAUUUAAGAAACGUCAAUGUGACACCUAGUACCUUGUAACUUAACCUCACACAAUUAGAUUAGUCGCGUCAACAUAAUGCUGACGUCAUCACUUAUCUUGUCUAUCACGAUAGAUAGAUAGACUUUACUAUGCGAAAAAUCCUUCCUCAAGUACUUAGGUAGCGUAGUUAGCUAAAGUUUUCCAUUUUUUCGUAUAGAAAAGUCGAUUUCACGCAAUGUACCACGUUUUACGCACUUACGCCAAUUACGAAGGUUGCCGCAUGUUUUUCGAAGCAGUUGUUAUUAUGAAUUCGUAUUGAUGCGCGUUUUGCUUGAUAAUCUCGUAUUUUAAUACGUAUUUUUUAAAAUACGAUCUUGUAAAAACUCGUUAUUUGAAUAUUAUGUAAUGACAAUAACGGAUAGUGAGUGCCAAUUAACUGCCAUGACAAUGAAAUUUUAUAACGGAGGUUGGCAUCACUCCUGUCAUCACGUUGACAGUUUUACUGUCAAUUUACCUAUUAAGUUUUAGUGGCAUUUAGCUCAAAUACAUAACAUGUAAAACAUGUCAAAUAACAUAUAUCUUGUUUCGGACCUGAGGGAGACGUUUAUCGUGUGCAACUGAUUCAAAGCAAUGCGACGGGUGGGAAAAGGGCAGUUGCGCUACGUAAAUUCUCGCAAGGGUUUGUUGCGGUAUUUAGAUAUGUUUUAACGCUGCAUUUAAUCAACUUGUUAGAAUAUUUUAGAAAUUUACUAAC
This is a messenger RNA of Zophobas morio, 2058 nucleotides long. Its product is annotated as syntaxin-1A-like. NCBI's taxonomy places the organism in Eukaryota, Metazoa, Arthropoda, Insecta, Coleoptera, Tenebrionidae. Bases 52 to 906 code for a protein of 284 amino acids. The transcript has 2 exons. Gene Ontology annotation, cellular component: presynaptic active zone membrane; plasma membrane; SNARE complex. Gene Ontology annotation, molecular function: SNAP receptor activity; SNARE binding. The record is from RefSeq and is a predicted model, not a curated record. Gene Ontology annotation, biological process: intracellular protein transport; synaptic vesicle fusion to presynaptic active zone membrane; exocytosis.